CUCCCCACCAGGUGCGUCUUCAGUGCACCUUCCUUUCCUUGCUUCCCCAUCACAUCGCUGCUGCUGCUUCUUUCUGCCACAGCCCACUCCUUCUUCUUCGACUUGAUGCGCAUAAUAAAUCAUCUCUGCAAGAGCCCAGUCUCAGCGCGAGGCGUUGCUGGAUUUGAAACAGGCGAGAGUCCGCGCCUCGUGACAAGGAAGCGGGAUCUUUUAGAUCCACUGCAAACAACGUGGGUGUUGUGAGAGAGCGAGAGAGAGAAGGGGGAGAGCGCGCGCGCGCGUGUUUUUUAUCUUUAUUUUGGUGGGGAGUGAAGGAGAAUGAGCCGUGUGCGCGCGCGCCUCCUGCGCUACCCGUUAUCUGUGAGUGGCCACCGGCUCAAUUUCACCUGUAUGAACGACCUUCAAUUGUGACCGAAACGAGCUUUUCCAUGGAGGAGCGGUGCGUCUUUUCCGCUGUGAGAUGUGAACGUGGCUCGCAUCUGUCAGGAUAAGGAGGUCACGCUCAUCUCUCUCUCUGAGAACACAAGUGCCAUUUUAAAGCUUAUUGGAUGAAAGUCUCAUUUACCUCUGGCUGCCAAAGAUGACGCUGCCAUGGAAACAACUUCUGCUGUUAUCAAUCAUCGACUGUCUGACAGAUUGUCUGGACAGUGGAUCAUAUCAUGGCCCACGCUGGAGGAUGGAGCCAGGUGACUUAUUUAUUCCUGUUGAUUCCAUAGAAGAAGAAGCCACGCUGACGUGUGACGCUAAGGGAAUGCCAGCUCCUCAAUACAGAUGGUCACUGAACGGGACUCUCAUAAAUCUGAGUCUGGAUCGGCGGCGGCGUCUGUCUGGGGGCAACCUCAUUAUAAGCAGUCUGGAUCGCUACCAGGAUGUUGGGAUUUACCAGUGUAUGGCCUACAACACUGUAGGAGCCAUCCUCAGCCGGAGAGCCAGUCUACAGUUUGCCUACCUAGAUCAUUUCAAAGUUCACACCAGGAGCGCUGUGUCGGUCCGAGAAGGGCAGGGAGUGGUGUUGCUGUGUGGAACGCCUACAUCCUCAGGAGACCUAACCUAUGCAUGGGUCUUCAAUGAGUACCCAUACUUUGUUCAGCAAGACAAUCGGCGCUUUGUCUCCCAGCAGACAGGAAACCUUUACAUCUCCAAGGUGGAGUCCUCAGAUGUGGGUAACUACACUUGCGUGGUGAUGAACAGCAUCACAAAGGGCAAGGUUCACAGCUCACCCACCUCGCUGAACCUUAGGACAGACGGAGUCAUGGGUGAAUAUGAGCCAAAAAUAGAAGUUCAUUUCUCAGACAAUGUACCUGCUGCAAAAGGAACAACUGUUACUCUGGAGUGUUUCGCCCUUGGGAACCCCGUCCCAGAAAUCACCUGGAGGAGAGCGAAUGGAAUUCCCUUCCCCAGCAAAGUUAAAAUGAAGUACUCCAACGCCGUGAUGGAGAUCCCCAGCUUCCAGCAGGACGACGCAGGCGGCUACGAGUGUGUGGCUGAGAACAAGAUGGGCAAAAACACGGCGGCGGGGCGUCUGGCCUUCUAUGCCAAACCUCAGUGGAUCCAGACCAUGAAGGACACCGCUCUGGCCAUAGAGGAGAGACUGUAUUGGGAGUGCAGAGCUAACGGAAAGCCCAAGCCCUCCUACACGUGGCUGAAGAACGGCCAGCAGCUCCUUUCAGAUGACAGGACCCAUGUGGAGGAUGGGGUCCUGUCAGUGUCGAUGCUGACAUUAACAGACGCUGGCAUGUACCAGUGUGUGGCUGAGAAUAAACACGGUGUCAUCUAUUUUGCUGCUGAAUUAAUGGUUCUAGCUUCUCCUCCAGACUUCACAGGGAACGUCCUCAGAUCUUUGCUCAAAGCCAAGGCAGGAACUACCGUGACUUUGGAGUGUAAGCCCAAGGCCUAUCCCACAGCCAACAUUCUAUGGAAGAAAGGGAACCUUCCUGUCCAGACCAAUGACAGGAUCACGCUUUCUUCAGACGGAACUCUGAGGCUUGCUAACGUCAGCAAGUCGGAUGCAGGCAGCUACACGUGCUUCGCGAGGAAUAGAUUUGGCAUGUCAAGCACAACUGGAAGGCUCCUGGUUACGGAUCCAACCAGAUUUGUCCAGGGGCCGGUGGACAUGGAGAUCAUCGUGGGUGAGAGCAUUGUGUUGCCUUGCCAGAUCGCCAGUGAUCCCGUACUUGAUGUUUCCUUCUCCUGGGCCUUCAAUGGACAGCUGAUCUCCAAAAGAGAUGGUCACUUUGAGCUCGUGGGAGGGAGAACAGCAGGCGAUCUGAUGAUCAGGAACAUUCAGCUUUACCAUUCUGGCAAAUACAUCUGCGUGGUGGAUACUGAUGUGGAGAGCCUGUCAGCCGUGGCUGUAUUGAUCGUGAAAGGCGCCCCCAGUCCUCCAGACUCCGUGACUGUGGAGGAAGUGACAGACAGCACGGCCCAGCUGGCGUGGAGCCCCGGCAGAGACAACGGCAGCCCCAUUACCAAUUACCUCAUUCAGACCAGAACUCCCUUCACUGUGGGCUGGCAGAGGGUUAACACAGUACCAGAAAUCAUCACUGGGAGCACUCUGACAGCCACUGUGGUCGACCUCAACGCCUGGGUAGAAUAUGAAUUCAGGGUUCUGGCCAAAAACAGUGUUGGGGUCGGAGAGCCCAGUCCUGUUUCCGUUAAAACAAGGACAGAAGAUGCAGUUCCAGAUGUGGCACCGGGAGAUGUGGGUGGAGGAGGUGGCAGCAGAUCUGAGUUGGUCAUCACAUGGGAGCCUGUUCCUGAAGAACUGCAGAAUGGCGAGAGCUUUGGCUACAUCAUUGCUUUUCGUGCCUUCGGAGAAGUCAGCUGGAUUCAUGUGGCCACUUCUGCCCCCGGUGCAUCUCGCUAUGUGUACCGCAACGACAGCAUCGCGCCCUUCUCUCCAUUCCAUGUCAAGGUUGGCACUUACAACAGCAAAGGACAGGGUCCUUUCAGCCCAGUGGUCACCAUCUACUCUGCAGAGACGGAGCCAAGUGGAAUGCCAGUGGGAGUUUGGGCCAGAAGUGUCUCAGCCUCAGAGAUUGAGGUGAAUUGGCAGGCUCUCUCCAUCACUCCUGAAAGAGUUCUGGGCUAUGAGGUGGUCUACUGGGAGGACGACACUAAGCCGGAGACCAUGGGGAAGGUCCGGGUGCCUUGGAACCAAACUUCGGUCACAGUGAGCGGCUUGGCAGGAAACUCCCAGUAUUUCCUAACAGUUAGUGCCUUCAACACAGCAGGCACUGGCCCGUUUCUUCCUGCAAUCAACGUCACCACAAAAAAACCUCCUCCAGCUCAACCUCCGCUGAAUGUUGAAUGGACACUAAUUGGCUCUCAGCUGUCGCUUUACUGGGAGCCUGUGGUGGCAAUGGAAUCAGAGUCUGAAGUUAAAGGCUAUCAACUUUCAUACAGGAGGCAGAGACACAAAGAGGUAAACACUCUCACAACAACCAAUUCAACAGCGGAGCUGACCCUCCCCGAGGGUGACGAUGACUACAUCAUCCGCAUUCAAACCACGAGUGAAGGAGGUCUGGGGCCAGCCUCAGAUCCCAUACGAAUACACAAACUAAGUAUGAGUGCCCGCGGCUCCAGAGCCUGGAGCGCAGACGUCUCCCCCGUCUCCUUGUUUCUCGCCAUGUUCAUGUCAACGUUCAGGUCAACAUUGUGACACCCAACUUUGCUCUGGUUUCCAACAGUCAGUAUUGUUUUUACAGAAUACCUUUAUGGAAGUUGUCAAGUACUUUCAGUUUCUUUGGACUUGUUUUUACAGGCAGUACAAAAAACGCUGUCACUAAACAAACUCAAGUGCUUAGUUUUUACCUUUAUUUCUUUUUCAAAGAAUUUUACAUAAAAAAAUGUAACAUCUAUUCUGAUUGGACAAAAACAUGCUUCAUUUCAGGUAUAUAUUUUUAACUCAUUUAUGUAUAUUUUAUUAUCAUUAUUAUUUCCUUCUUACUUAGGAAUGCUACAGAUGCCUUACUUCCAUUUGUGUGCCAAAGUAGUUUCAGCCUUUUUGAUGUUCUUGCAAUGAUGUUUUUUUUAACUUUUGGUUUCAUAAAAUGGUUUUUGCUGUUCUUUGCUGAGGGUUCUGCUAAAAGGUCUUAUUUUUCCUGCCUAAAUGUUCAGUUUUCCUCUUCACAGCUGGGCGAGAAAAGUAGAAGAUGUUUGUUUACCUGUGCCCGUGCCUUUGGAGAUUAUUAUAAUAGCCUCUCUUGUAACACCGGCAAGUCACAGUGUGACAAAACAUACUUCAGCUAUUUUUAUUUUGUGUUUUUUUUUUAAGUUUGAGGUGGUGGUGAAAGGUAAAAAAUCUCAAAGCAAAGUUGGUUCUUUUGCACUGAAUGUUGCCAUUCUGAAGAGAUGAAGGUUUUCUUGUCUCCUAACACCAAUUCUCACAGAUCUAUUGAUCCGGUGAGGAAGUAGUGCCAAACAGUCAUUUCUUUAAAGAUGUUGAUUUUCUGUAUUAAAGACCCAUUCUGAUCAUUUGAUUUAUUUUAAAAUCGUUCCCAGUGGUCUAUUAUAAUUUUGCAGUUUUCUAGCCAAAAUUGAAAAAAAAAAAAACCUGCGUUGUUUUCUACGACACAGGUUUAUAGAAUUUUUCCUCUGACUUGUCGGCGGCACCACUGAUGUGGAGUAAGCCCGCCCCCAUUUCCCCAUCAUCUAUAACUGAGAGCUCUCCCACUAACUUACAGCCCGUCAUAUCCCCAACCUAACAUUACCAGUACAGCAAAAAUGGUGCAUCAGCCUGGGGCGGAGCAGGAAGCUCAUGGCCCGCCCACUGUAUUUGUGAUGUCACAAUUAAAAUAUUUUUCAAACUGGAUUUUUUUCAUCCACUCCCGGUUCACAGCUAUUUGAAUAAAGACAAUUUUAAGCUUAAUUUGAUUAAAAUAUGUCCUCCAUCAUUAGAAGAAAAUGUUGAAAACAUAAUUUUCAUCGGAGUGGGUCUUUAAGAAAUGUUUAUUUUCUAAUACAAAAGUACUCUGAAAGUGUCCCUGUUUGACAUCAAGCUGUUUUAUGAAUAAUCAUUGUCUGUGAAAAAAAAUCAUUAAUUUUUUCUGUGAUUUUUUUUUUCUUUAUCUCCUUGGUUCUAAGCUAACAACCGGAAAUCCAUUAGCGUCUUUAUCUCUCUUGAACAUGGCAAACCAGCAGAACUUGACUUUCUCUAAAAAUCAAACAUGUGCCAGCUCCUAUGAAGCUUGUAUAUUGUACAUUGAUGUCAUCAAAAGUAUUUUACAGGAUGACAGUCCUAAAAGCACCUGUGAGCUCUUUUGUGUUUUUGCCUGCUGAAUGGUGGAGGAAAUGUUCAGAGCACAUGUCUUUAGAAAGCCAUCUUUGCUCUUUCGGUUAUCUAGGAAAUCUCAGACACCUUACUUGACUUUCCUUUGUUACAUUUUGACUUGAAAUUCCAAGAAAAAGCUGCAAGGUGUGGCUUUGAAUUGAUGCCUUUACUGCUGGCCAGAUAGCAUCAUUAACUCGAUAAGGCAUUAGUGGAAAUUAUCGUUCACAGCAGAGAGCUUAGUGGUUUUUAAAAAAAAUAGUAAAAAAUAUUUUACUUAUUAUUUUUUUAGGAAAAUGCAUUUUAUUUAUCAGGACCCCAUAAUUUGUUAAUUGACUUUAAUACAGAUAUUCUUCUCUUUAGUCAAAGCACAAACUCUUAGGGUGCAUUUUACACAUUCUAUUAAUCUUAAAAAAUACUUUUCUUGUCAAAUAGGCUGGUUGGUGAAAUCCUCUUAAGGAUUUAGAACAUUUAAUUGAGGAAAAACGUAGACUGCGAAGUUUAAAUGAUUCAGAACAAGCCACAAAUUCUGGAGCCAAAUGAUAUUAGGGUGUAAUUGUACAGCACUUUAACAUUUUCUCCUCCUCUGAGCUCCCCUCAUGCUGUUUGGCUGUUCUUUUUAUGAAAACAGCAGAGUUCAUUUUACAAAUAUUUCCGAGAGUGGCACAGUCAGAUGGGAUUUGAUCUAAUCAGUUAAUGACAUGGCAGCAAUUCAGCGCAUUUUGACGUGUAAACAUGCUUAAGAUUACAGUAAUGUCAUAUCAUUUUUUAAAAAUGUAUUUAAGUAUACUUAUACAAAGAAAAAAACAGUUUUAAACAUAUUGUUUUAUUAUUAGUUCAUGUUUCUGAAAAUAGUGACCUAAAUAUGACAUUUUAGCAUUACUAAAUUUUACUUUUCCACUGAUUUAUAGACUAUUGAGAAUAAAUUCAGAGUAUAUUUAAACAAAUUGAGCAUUUUAUAGUUCAAGCACCAAAUAUGGCAUCCAUUCUAAGAUACUUAGGAGCCCCUCUUUCAGAAAACCCACAACAAAAAUUCAAAAUGGCAGCCAUUUUUAAAUAUAGUAGAAAAACGCUCAAUUGCUACAAAAAUAUUCAAUGUAUUUGCCUCAGUCUCAACAAUAUGGGCUGUUCAUGCAUAAAAUGCAGUCUUUAAGCUUAACGGGAUCCUACAGAAUACUGUUUUAUGUAUAUUCUAUACCAGGGGUGAGCAAACUACUGCAGCCCGUUAAAUUAUUUAAUCUGGCCUGUUGGAACAGUCCAAAAAAUUACAUAAAUAAUCGUUAUAAUGCUUUAGUUUUCCCUGUGAUUCUGAUGUCUCUACAAAUACAUUUACAUUUGUUUAGGUGGAGAAACUGAUUUUGCAUUCAUGUCGUGUUGGAAGAUUUGUUGUGUUUCUGACGUUCAUGUGUGUUUUCCGAGUCAUUUUUCCGAUUAUUCCAACACCUCAUGAACGCAGCAUUUCUCCAAGUUUGCGUAUAUCCCUGAGGGACACCAACACAAUGGUGCAAUUGGCACUAAAAUGCAAACAAAAGGCAAACUAAAAACUCCAAAAUGUUCUGUUAUACUUGUUUUCAAUCACAAUUAAAGCAUGUUUUCUUUUCUUUUCUUGUUUGACCUUCUGUCAGCCUUUGUGACCCACGAGCAAAAAGGUUUAUCCACCCCUUUUACAUACAUAUUAUAUUUAUUUUAAAAUCUUGAAUUUUCUCGUGGCUAACAUGCUUUUCUGAAAGAGGGCAUCCUAAGGUGCAUCUAUGCCAAAUUUGGUCCAUUUACCACCAAAUGUACAAUUAUUUUAAUAACCGGCUCCACUCAUUUUACAGUCUCUUCUGGAUUAGAAAAUGCCUUUCAGUGCAGCAUUCAUCAGGAGUUUGUAAGGUUAAGGUACGUUCACAUUUAUUGCGCUACAGUACAUCCAUAUUUUGAACAAUCUUGGGAUUGCUCCCGCUGGAACUGAUUAUCCGAUGUUCGCAUCCACUUCACACCCCCUUCACACCACUGUUUGCCAGGCACGAGGAGGUGAGAAAAUACGCAGGGUUUGAACCUUUUCUUAAGGUAUUUGUGUUGUUGUUCAUCAAUGCAGAGGAGAGAAAUAUUAUAAACACUUCCAGCGAUGCUCUGAAAAUAUCUGCCACAGUUUCUAAUUCUCUUAUAAGUUAUUACAACGUGUCCUGGCUUAGAAUGGUGUAGAUUUAUCAUUGAGGAAACAUCCUAGUUUACAUAAAUAUUUUAAUUCCUGAUUACAAGAAUGAAAAUUUGAAAAGUAAAUUAGUAAAAAAAUGAUUUUGACUUAAGUUUUUUACAUAACUUUUAUUUUAGCCCACAUAAGGAAACAAUUAGCUAAUUGACACAGCUGACCAAUCAGAAUUCUUCUCGUCUUAAAAUCGCAAAUUCCUCAGCUGUUGUCAUAUUGAUCUGACGAAAUAACUCUUGUAGAUAGUCGUAUGGAUUUUUUUUUUUUUCACCCAUGUAAUGACAUUUUAGAUACUGACUGGUUAAUGGGAAAUACAAGUGACUUAUUCUUCAAUAGUGAAGGAAGUAAUUAGUUUCAGUCCAAGUCUCCAUCCAUCUGGAUGACACGCAGCCAUUGCCAGUCGCCAUGCAUCAUCAACCGCUGUAGUCAGGACAGGAGGUUUAAAGUGCUGCCAAUUGUGCCAGUCUAAUAAUUGAAAUCUAGCCACCAGCUUAGACAUUAUUUGGCUAAAUGUAUGGUCGGCUGUAUUUUGUACUUUGUAAAUCGGUCCUUUGUUGUCGGCUGUGUUGGCCUUUUCUAUGUGGUGUGUGUUAUCAUUUUUUAUUUAUGCGUUUCAGUGAUACCCAGCUGCUCAGGUAUUCAGGCCUGCUUCGCUCUACCUUUCAAUAGCUCUGAAAAGGCAGGAGAUCAGAAAGGUGUUAGCACAAAACGCAAGGGGCUGUUUAAUGGUCCUCUGUGAUGAAUAGAUACCCUGAUAGAUGCCACAUUAAAAUAUCUUAAUGAAUUAAAAUGGGCCUGAGGGGGUUCUGUUGGAAAGGGCAAAGGAGUAAUGGUACUAAUGAUAUCCACACAAGACCAAUUUAUCAGGAUUUAGGAAAGUCUGAAUCAGCAUGACACCCAAAAAAAAGGUGUGUAUGAGGGUGAGUGUGAGCAGUUAUUACUGCCGUGUCACAGAAUACUCUCCAGGAGGAUCAUUGUGAAAAUUACUUUAAACUUGUUUCUUCCUAAUCCGUGGUUGGAACUUUUUCCGACAUUGAAGAAGAUUAAUAGGUCAGUUUUCAAGGAACCUUAGAGAAAGAUGCACAUUCAUGGAGGGGUUCAAAUUCUGCCUUUUUUCUGAUUUUCUUUUAUUUCCAGAUGAGCAAAAUGACUUCAAACUGUCUUGUUUGUUUUAAAGUGGGGUCAAUCUGUUCAUGUUCUAUUUUUCAUCACUUUACUUCAUUAAGAAAACUCAUCUUUUUAGCUGAUCUAAACUCAAAAGAAGCAGCGUUUGUAUUUUGGGUAGCAGCAUCGCCAGCCUCUUUGUUUUGUAUUGUGUCCGUACUGUGAAAACUAUUUGCUUUCAUUUAUGUUUAAUAUUCUUAGCUUUUUAUAUACAUAUAGGUAUUCUUCACAAAGGUCAAGUGUUGCUAAAAUAAGUGAUGAAGAGCCAUUGUUUGCUAAUAUAAAAGCCAGUUUUUAAAAAAGUGCUUGCCUUCAUUCAGUAUGCUGUUUGUCAGGGGUCUGCAACCAAACUAUUACUUUUACCCUUUAAAAAAGCAAAACUAUUAAAAUAGAUAUAUGUUUGGUUUUUUUCAUAAAUAAAACAAAGGAAAAAUAACCACUUAAGAGUUCCUUUCAAAAUAAAAGACAUCUUGUGCCACUCAUCAAAAUGCAGCAAAUGUAGCUGUUGGUAGUGCGAUGGCAUCAGAAUUAAUUAAAAAAAACAGUUUAUUAAUAAUGAUUAGUAAUAAAUCCAUAAAUUGGAUGUACUAAAAUUGAAUUAGAAGUAAUGAAGUGACCCUUAAAGUGCACUAAAAGUCAUUGAAUUUGCUAUAAAAUUGAUCAUAUGCCUUACAAUAAGUCUUAAAUUUGAAUUCUGGUUGACAUCAAAUUGAUUUUCUGUGGUACCCAAUGCUCAAAAAUCGGUUAAAUAUCCUUAAGGAUUGAUGGGGAAUUAGUCAGGAACCUCAUGUAGUGAGCACUGUCUUUUAACUGUUUUUAAAGGAGUUGAAAAAAGUUACUUUACUUCACUACUUUUCUACUUUGCAGUUACUUUUUAAAAUUAAAAGCACUUUUUUUUUUUUUUUUUUUUUUAGAGCCACAAUGGAGGAGCAAAAGAGCCACAUGUGGCUCUGGAGCUGCAGGUUGCAGACCCCUGAUGGAUGCAUUUAGUUGUCAAGUGAACCAAGGAGUUAGAAGAUCAAACUGUGGUGUCUUUAUAAUCUUCAGUUAAACCCAAAUCCUAAAAUAUUUAUGAGCAGAGAGCAACAUUUCCUAAAAGCUGCUAUCACAAACAGCCUUAUAUUUUUAGUUAAAAAACACACCACCUGUUUUCCUACGAGGUGGAAGACACAACAAGUAUUCUCUGCUUGUCCUUUUUUGAGUUUUUAGUCAGAACUGAUGUGAGAUGUUCAAUUAAAGCAUUUCCUUAGAUGUCUAAUUGGAUUUCAACUAAAAACACUUGGCCUUUGUGUGGUGUCUCCUCUGUACUUUUAACGUCCGGGUGAUCUCUGUGAGAUCGUGACAGUAGUGUUUUCACAUUGAAAAGUCAUCAGCUGGUUUUCAUAUGCUGAAACUGUGCAUGUAUGAUAUUGUUUGGUGCAUCUGUGUUUUUUAAGUGAGGGAGUUAAUAAAAACAAUUCACCAAAAAU
This is a messenger RNA of Oryzias melastigma (Indian medaka), 10093 nucleotides long. RefSeq names its product contactin 3a, tandem duplicate 2 (gene cntn3a.2). Lineage: Eukaryota; Metazoa; Chordata; Actinopteri; Beloniformes; Adrianichthyidae. The transcript has 23 exons. Gene Ontology annotation, molecular function: cell-cell adhesion mediator activity. Gene Ontology annotation, biological process: cell-cell adhesion; brain development. The record is from RefSeq and is a predicted model, not a curated record. The coding region runs from base 581 to 3661 and encodes 1026 amino acids.